UUUAAACUUCGAAGUUACGAAGUUGUUUAUAUGCUUUUCAUAUAGUGCAAUUCCCUUGGAAAUCGGUGCGAUCUUUAGUUAAAUUUGGACGAUCGACGAAUUGUACGAGCGCUGCAAAGUGUUUGCUGCGCCGUUGUCGUCAAAAUUAUUUUGGAUCCGAGGCGUUUGACAUUUUAGUGAAUCUGAAUCGUACUCGUACUACCGGUAAAUUCUUAAAGGCUUUCACUUUCGGUAUUGAGGUGUAAUCUAGUAACUGAAGAAAGAGCAUCGUAUCCUGCACAAGUAGAAUUUGUACUUUUUGAACAUAAAGAAAUGAACAAGCCAAUUCCUGGAAGUUUAGCGAAAGCAAAUGGUACCAAUAUUCCCAUAGGUCAUUUUGAUUAUAGUUAUAUAAAGGAUUGUAAUGAUGCAAAAGAACUUGAAGAAAUUAUUGAGGUUUUAAGAACAGGCAAAGAAGGGUAUUAUCCUGAUCUUCUGGAAUUUGCUGAGAAGAAACUGAAGGAACUCAAUCCAAAGAGUGAAAUACUACGGAAAGACAAACCAGCACCAACUGUGAGAGAUCUUGAUGCUGAUGAACAGAAAUCGGUGACAGAGGAUUUCCAAGAAUGGAUAGAGCAGGCAAAUGAUAUUGACAAGAAGCUAAGGGAGUCAAAUGGACAGGCUGAAGAGACAAAUGUUGAUGGUUUGAUUCCAGUCAGAACUAAAAAAACCAUUGUCAGUGGUUCAGACACAAAAAAUGCUGAAAAACCCGCAACUGAAUCAAAGAAAAGAGUGAAACCUAGGGAUUAUAAUGAGUGGGAUAAGCUUAACGUCGACGAGGAACUGAAAAACGUGGACAUGAAACAAGAUGGUCCAAAACCUAAAGUUGCUCAAAGUAAAAGUUCAAUGAAUGGACCAGCAGUCUCAACUAAAGAUAUGAAUGCAGAGGAACGGCUACUACGGGCCACAAAAGAGAAAGAAAAAGGAAACGAAGCAUUUCGUGCUCAGGAUUACUCCGAAGCAGUUAUUUACUACACAACAAGUUUAAAAUACGAACCUACGGCUGCAAGUUAUAACAAUCGGGCUGCUGCAGAAUUGAAAAUUGAAAGAUUUUCUGAAGCGAUCGAGGACUGCUGUAAGGUCCUUGAAAUAGAACCAAAAAAUUUAAAAGCUCUCAUACGCCGUGGAAUAGCCUAUAAAGCAUUAAAACAAUAUGAACUCGCUGCAAAGGAUUUCAAUCUAAUUCUGAGUAUCGACCCAAAAAACAAAAGAGCAAAGGAUUUAUUAGGAGAAAUUCAAGCCACGAAGAAGUCAAAUAACGUGCAAACCCAAACAGAAACAAGAAACGUUGAUAGCAACAAAACUCAAAAUGUAGAUCAAGAUAUCUCGGGCGCAAAAAGAAAGAAGAAGCGGUUAAAUAUAGUCGAAAUUGAUAGCAGCACCAAAGACACGGAGUGUGGAAACGCACAAAAUAGGAAAACUGGUUUGUCCAAUCACGUUGGAGAAAACGGUUUGGAAGCUACUAGUAAGGGGACAUUGGAUGACAUGGAGGUGAAACGUGGUGUAAAACAUGAACAAGUAGGAUUGUCGAAGGAUAAUAGCAAGGAUUCGGCAACUGAAAACAAACGCAAUCUUGCUGGCGUAGAUUGUUGCUUGGUAAUGGAAUCGGAGACAGAGGUUGAGGCUGAGCCGGGAAACCAAUCAUCGGACGGGAAUCUUGAAAAUCCGAGUGGUACUGGGAACGAGGAACCUGUGCAGAACGGGGUGGAGAGUGUGUUGGAGUUACCCAACGAAGUAAAAGAAUUGAUGAAAGAUGGAAAUGACUUGUAUAAAAUGGGUCAUCACGCUGAAGCUUUACAGAAAUUUAGUAAUUGUGUCGAACACCUGUGGGAAGACCGAGAGUCGUAUACUAGCGCUGUAUCAAGUCUUCUCAAUAACAAGGCGGCGUGUUAUUUCAAGAUGGGUGAUUGCAAACAAUGUGUAGUGGAGUGUAAUGAGUCGUUGAAGCUGAUUGAUGAUAAUAUCAAGACUUUGUUGCGUCGUGGAACAGCUUUUGAAACGAUGGAAAAGUAUGCAGAGGCUUUUAGGGAUUUCAAUCGCGUUCGACUCAUUGAUGCAACCAAUAAAAUGGCGCAGGAACAUUGUUCGAGAGUAAUAAAACAUCUGGAAAUGCUUCAUGGGAAAUCCUGGCGAAAAGAGAUAUUUGAGAUGAGCGGCGAUGACGAUAGCAAGCAGCAGAUAUUCCCGGAUGCUGGAAAAUCUGUCAAAAAUUCCAAUCAAGUGCAACAAAGUAAGAAAGAAGACGAAGUUUCAAAAAUGCCAGAGGAGGCUAGCCCGUUGCCUGACAGCAGCCCGAAUGCAGGAAAAGCCGGCGUCCUAGGGGCAAGUAAGGAAGAGUCUGGGGCGAAUGUAAUGGCAACAUUUCUCAAGUUGAAGGAAACUGGGAAUGCCUUAGUUAAAAAGGGUAAACAUGAAGAGGCGAUAAAGAGUUACACAGAUUGUAUUAAGUUAUGCCCGAAAGAGGUGGCCAUAUACACCAACAGAGCAUUGUGUUAUCUGCAACUAACCAAGUAUGAUCUGGCUGAAGCGGACUGCAACACGGCGUUGAAGAUCCAAAGCGACAACAUAAAGGCUUUCUUUAGACGAGGAAAGGCAAGAAAAGGUUUAGGGCGGUAUCGUGAGGCGAGCGAAGAUCUGGUUCAAGUGUUAAAACUGGAUAGCAAAAAUGGUGCCGCAAGGAGUGAGCUAACGAACGUGCUUACCUUGCUUAAAAAGGAGAAAAAAGAGGAGGAUAAAGUCCCCAAGCGGAAGAAAAUUUUAAUUCAAGAUGUCGACGAUGACGAGAAGAAUAAACCUGACAUAUCUGCGCCGCAAGAACCCAGUAACCUUCCUGCUAAAAAGAACGAGACGCUAAAAACUGUCCAGAAGAGGUCACCUCCUGAAAGUAAUCAGAAACCGAAUAAAACAAAAACAGCAAAUUCCAAAGUCAGUCAGAAAGAAAAUGCCAAGAAAAAAAUUGAAGAUAUGACGGCAAAGGCCAGUGUCAGUGCCCCGGGUCCAGUUAAAUAUAACGUUAAAACUGCCUAUCAAUUCCUGCAAUCAUGGAAAAGUGUCAAGAGUGAAGAUGCAUCGGAAUACUUGAAGAUCUUAAAACAAGUCAAUUUAGCUGACUUGCCUAAAGUACUCAGUAACAAACUGGAUGGCGAUAUCCUCAAGUCGAUAGUCAAAGCUCUGGAUCUCGAAUUAAAGAACAAUGGUGAUGCGAAGUUUGUUUACGAAUUUUUGGGGAAAUUGGAGACCGUGGACCGUUUUUCAAUGACGCUAAUGUUUCUUUCGCCUGUCGAGAGACAAGCGCUACAAAAGAUGUUUGAAGAUAUCACGAGGAAAAAUAUCGAAGAAAAGAUUGGAAUAAACAGUGAAGACCUAUCUAAAAUGAGAAAAAAGUAUCAAGUAUAAGAUGAAAAGAAUCCUUUACAAAAAAAGAAACCCAAGAAGGUUAUGAUGACAAAAAGAACCAAGGAAUUUGGCAAGUUCAGUUCUGUUAC
Molecule: messenger RNA, 3524 nt
Organism: Dendronephthya gigantea
Lineage: Eukaryota; Metazoa; Cnidaria; Anthozoa; Malacalcyonacea; Nephtheidae
Product: sperm-associated antigen 1-like
Exons: 24
Coding region: 313-3435 (1040 amino acids)
Cellular component (GO): mitochondrion; cytosol
Molecular function (GO): heat shock protein binding
Source: RefSeq, a predicted model, not a curated record